AUGGUACACCUUGUGGCUGUACCAGAGACAAUCACGGCAAGUGGCUGUGCUUGUGUCUUUAUUGACACCAUCUUCCGACUUCAUGGGUUGCCCCGUGAACUCGUAUCAGACAGAGAUCCACGAUUCACUGCUGAUUUCUGGCGUUCCGUGUUCAAAUUACUCGGAACGCGCUUGAAGAUGUCAACAUCUGAUCAUCCAGAGUCAGAUGGUCAGACGGAACGUGCCAAUCGUGUCCUUGAAGAGAUACUUCGAGGAUACGUACACUCCUUUAAGAGUUGGAGUGAGUUUUUGCCGAUGGUAGAGUUUGCCAUCAACAACUCGGUGCAUGCGUCCACGACACAUACACCGUUUUACGUGAAUGGCUUGCGCCAUCCGCGUGUACCCACCUUACUAGAGUGUAACUCUGGUUUAAGGGGGGGAGGGACUCGCGCGAGCAAAAACCGAUUUGGUUCACGCUCAUCACGCUCGGACGAAGAAGUCAUUGCGUUUGAUGCCGAUAUCGAUAACAUCGAUAUCGAAGAAGAUGAUGCCAGUGAGAGUGCGGAAGCCCUCACUGAAGACAAUGAUCCCAGUGAGAGUGCGGAAGCCCUCACUGAAGAAAAGGUUGUUGUCGCUGCAGUGCGCUCACAGCACACUGAAGCUAACGAGUCAUCAGAUGAGUUCAUACUGGCUCGUGAAACGGUAGUCCGUUUUGUGCAAGACUCCAUCGCCGAAGCGGUGACUUAG
Messenger RNA from Peronospora matthiolae, 726 nucleotides. The record is from the annotation of a GenBank genome assembly. NCBI's taxonomy places the organism in Eukaryota, Oomycota, Peronosporomycetes, Peronosporales, Peronosporaceae.